AUGCAGUACGGUCUGCUGGCAAGAAUCAUCAAGGACAAGGGAGACCCGGAGGCCGAUGAUGAUUGCCGCAUGUUUUUCAACAUCAGCCCCCCGUCGAGCACAUUUGUCUGCGGCGCCCAGGGCUCCGGAAAGAGCCACACCCUGUCCUGCAUCCUAGAGAACUGUCUGAUCACGUCCAAGGCAGGGAACCUACUCGAUCCCUUGACGGGGCUCAAUCCCUUUACGGGGCUGGUAUUUCACUACGAUGCAUUCAUCAUUGAUAGGAUCGGCUUACCAUGCGAAGCGGCAUUUCUCUCUUCGCACGACAACGUCGAGGUAAGUGUACUGUGUUCGCGGACGAAUUUGCACACAAUCAAGUGCUCGUACUCGCGAUUCGACAUCGAGGUGGCUGCCUUGCAGGUCGAUCAGUGCAAUCUGAACACGCAGCGGAUGAACCGAUUCGAUUAG
Messenger RNA from Aspergillus uvarum CBS 121591, 447 nucleotides. RefSeq lists its product as uncharacterized. Bases 1 to 447 code for a protein of 148 amino acids. The record is from RefSeq and is a predicted model, not a curated record. The transcript has 2 exons. Lineage: Eukaryota; Fungi; Ascomycota; Eurotiomycetes; Eurotiales; Aspergillaceae.